Molecule: messenger RNA, 1899 nt
Organism: Alternaria postmessia
Lineage: Eukaryota; Fungi; Ascomycota; Dothideomycetes; Pleosporales; Pleosporaceae
Exons: 2
Coding region: 1-1899 (632 amino acids)
Biological process (GO): mitotic sister chromatid segregation; microtubule anchoring at mitotic spindle pole body; protein localization to mitotic spindle pole body
Cellular component (GO): MWP complex; microtubule organizing center; mitotic spindle
Molecular function (GO): protein binding
Source: RefSeq, a predicted model, not a curated record
AUGGAAGACAUAUUCGUGACGACAAAAUUCAAAUCAACCAAUGUCUCUGUCCCGUCGCCGACGGCAACACACGUUGCUUGCCUCAACGGCGCUCGCUUGCAGAUACGAUGUCUCACCACGCUGGAAAUUGUCCAGAGCAUAGCGAUACCUUCUAGUCAGAAUCUGAGAAGCUCAAAGAUCGCCUGGUCGCCUCCUACUACACCGCCAUUAGCGACCUCGAUCUCGAGCCGUUCACCCAACUCAACACCUCCCCGCCGAUCGUCGCGUACACCACGCCCCUGCUCGAACCGUGUCCUGCUAUCCGAUCAUGACACAACACGCGUAUACGAUCUUCGAGACGAGAGGUGGAACGCCAUCAUUAGCAAUGGCUCAGGCGGCAUGGGCAAGAACGUACACGCCGAGUUUGGCGCCAAUGAGGAUGAAGUACUUGUCUGGAGUGACUUCACCGCAUCCGUCAAGAUAUGGUGUCUGAAAACUGGGAGAGCCGUGGAGAUACGUGACCCCAAGUUUCUGGGUAAAGACGGCAAGGGGUGGGGAUAUCGCCCUUCUGAGGAUACAGAGGCAGGCGCGGGAAGGAGAAGAGGUGGUGUUUUGGCUCUACUAUGUCGCGUAGCAGGCGCUGAUAUUCUACUUCUUUUGGCGCCGGGUACAUACAAGCUUCUCAAUCGUGUAGAGUUGACAACUUCAGACGCAGCGGGCCUCAGAUGGAGCCGUGACGGCCGCUGGUUGGCCGUCUGGGACACGGCCUCUGCUGGUUAUAAACUGCACAUCUACACUGCCGACGGACAUUUGUAUCGCACCAUAACCCGCGAACCCUCGGACGACGUUAGCGAGUGGCAUGUUGAGGGCUUGGGUAUCAAGACACUCGAAUGGCUACCCGGGAACCAACGUCUGGCAGUUGGUGGGUGGGACCGUCGCGUUCGCAUCCUCUCUACACGUACCUUCGCACCCAUCGUCUUCCUCGACCACACACCUGUCAUCGAUGUACCUAGUGCGCCGGUAUACAGCGAACAUGUCGACGGCCAAGGCAAUCGCAGCUAUACGACCACUCAGCAGCCUGUGACCCCUCCGAAAGCUGCCUUGGAUAAGAAUGAAACAGGGCUCAUGAAGCAAGGCAUCGGCAUGUUGACUUUCAACGCAGACGGCACGUUGUGUGCAACACGCGACGACAGCACGCCGUGUACCGCGUGGAUAUGGGAUCUGACAAGUCUCCGACCGCGCUGUAUAUUAAUCCAAUACAGUCCUAUUAGGAACCUGCUCUGGCACCCUACCGAUCCGCAUCGUCUAAUCAUACAAACCACUCAAGACGAACCUACCGUAUACCUGUAUACAGCCGCAUCAUCCCACAUACCCCCGUCUUCGACCUCGUCUUCCUCAACGGCUCUCGCAUCUUCGCAUUUCCCACACCCACCCGCCAUAAUAACCCUAUCCCCACAAAUCACCAAACCAGCUGGUUCAUUACCACCCCGCUGGACAAUAUCCUGGCUUUUCACUCCACCAGACAAGAAACCAGCGUUCAUCUUUGCCCAUCAACAAGCACACGUACUGGUGUGGCCGGAGGGCAAAGACAAGAUUCUGCGCUUUGAGCGUGAUGAUGAGGAUGAGCAAGGGGAUUCAGAUGAUAGUCUAUUCGAUAUUCUUACAGGGCGGACACCGAUACCUGAGCUGAGUGUGAGUAGAAUCGAGGCUGAGGCGGACGAGGACAUGGAGGGGGAACAAGUAGAAGAGGAUGGACUGGGGUAUGGAGAUAGUGUGGGGACAGUGCAGGGGUUGGAUGAUACGUUUAGAGGGAAGAGGAGGCAGGAGUAUACGAAUGAUGGUGAGGAAACGGAAGGCAGGGACCAGAGUCUUUACGAAGAAGGAGUGUUGGGCGAGAGUGGUAUGAGUGAGAUGUUUUGA